This is a messenger RNA of Striga asiatica, 2646 nucleotides long. Lineage: Eukaryota; Viridiplantae; Streptophyta; Magnoliopsida; Lamiales; Orobanchaceae. The record is from the annotation of a GenBank genome assembly.
AUGACGGAGGCAUUUUUUCCGUACGAGACGUCGAUAAGGAGCCCGGGUUGGGCCUUGAAUGAAGGUGUGGGAGAUGUCGAGCAUCCAAAAGCUGCCAAGAAAACGACGGUGACAACAGCCAAGCCAGGAGACAUCGGUGUAGACGAGUCACGAGAAAACAUACAAACGCAAGCUCAACAAACCAAAAACACAUCACCUAAACUUGGAUCUCUUGGAAGCAGCCGGAAUGCUGGGCCCCGCCCUAGCCUUUCCGGCAGCCUUCAUCUUCCUCCUCCUCCUCUCGUCCUCACUAUCCGACUCAUUCCCCUUCUCCCUGUCAGCAUUGCUAGCCUCCCUCUCGAGCUCCUCCCACGUUUUCCCCUGCUCUUCCCCUUCAGAAUCCUCCUCCUCAUCAUCAUCCUCCGACUCAACCAACGACUCGCUGUCCGAGUCAUCAUCCUCCGAUUCCGACUCAGGCUCGGCAUCCGACGGCUCGUAACCCUGGUCCGACUCGACCGAAUGGUCCGAGUCCGAAUCAGUAGCCUCCAGGUUAAGAAACUCCCACCCGCCUUCCUCUAUGAACUGCUGGGGAUCGUCUGUGAUCGUUUUCAAUAUGGGCCGCCAGUUGAGAUUGAGCCGGCUCUCGUAAUACUUGAUAUCAGUCGUGUCGAGCCACUCCUUAAUACCGUCGAGCGAGGUCGAGGGUAUCGAGUCGAUCCUCAUCACAUCCCGUUUAAAGUCUUUGAACACGAUCGCCAUGUCGAAAUUCUUCUGCGCGAGGCCAACGCGCUCCAAGUUGACGAUCUCGAUAUCGGCAAUGGGGACGAUGAAAGCCGAGGCCUUGUAAGGUACCCCGUGAAAGCCGAGUUCGCGGAGAGGCUGGUCGAACUCGAGGUCAAGGCCUUUGAACUGGCCUUGUCCCCACAAAUCGUUCACUCGAUUCACGAAAUGCUGAAAAUCGGUGUUGAUUUUGUUCUUCCGGUCGCGCUCCCUCUGCUCCUCCUCGAUCUCGUCGGGGUCGUAAGCCGACCGUUUGCUUCCGCCGAUGUUUUGGACCAUUUCCAUCACCUCGACGUAAAACUGGACAUCCUUGGUCUUCUUGUUGCCGACCAUGAUGUGGUUGUGGAGGUGAAAAUGGACGAGCGUGAUCAUCUCCUUCUCGGCCGGCUGGAAAAACGCGUGCUUAAUGUUGCCGUACAUUAUGUCGACCCGCUCGUCCGCCCUCGAAGUCGAGAACCGGAACCCAUUGGCAUGGGCCUCGAGCGUGCCCGUCAGCUUCCGGGCUCGGCCGCCGAAAACAGGCCGUAUCCAGAGGUCGUGCAGUCGGAUUGGCUUGAACCGAACGAGCCUCUCCUGAGUCACAAGCGUGGCCCGCUCGGCCCGUUCGGACUCGCGGGCCAUCACGUUGCGCCUCAGCGUCUUUAUCAGCUGCACGACCUCGCUGAUGUGGCGCGAGUCCUUGGACCGGAAGGAAACCUCCUUGAGGUACACGGCACCCUGGUUCUUCAGCGAGUUGGCGUCGUGCGGGCUGAAGGGAGUGCCCGGCACGUUGAAGAUGAUUCGCACGUAGCAGUUUCGUCGCCACGUGGAACGGGACCAUGCUGCCGUAGAUCGGGAGGAGAAUGGCCUCGUUCUUCUGGUCCACCUGGAUCAUCAUCUCCCUCGGAGGCGGCAGCUCGUUUACGUUCUUGUACGCGAUUAAAUCGCUGGCGGCCCGAGCAGAAGCCCGCCCGUCGCCUGCACCCGACUCCACGCCAGCCAGGCGGCGAGCCGUCUCCUCGUUCUUCUGACGGGCGAGCUCCGCUUGCUCGCCGUUGUCUGAACGGAGGGUCGCCUUCGAGUAGACGACGUCCUUCGAGGCAACGUUCGACUCGGCACGAACCUUGGGCUGCUCGUCCUCCUCCUCGUCCUCUUCUGGAACCCGAGCGAGACGUUGAAGACCAUCCCCGAUUUAAGCGCGCGUUCGUUCUUCGCGUUCAGGCUCAAUCCCGAUUCGCGGAACUCGAGCCCGAUUCCGGUCCCGGCCGAUUUCGUCAGGUUGGGAAGCAGCUCGGGGGAGUCUCUCUUCACGACAGAGACAGCUGCUUCGUAAACGGCUCGGGCCUUGUUUCCGGGCUUCACGGCGAGAAUGGCUGCCUCGUGGGCUCGGAGGAGGACCUCAUAAGCCUUGCUCUGAGUCGAGUUCGAGUCGAUAAGGUACGUUCGGGCAACGUUCGAGCAAUAGCUAUUGUAACGGGACCCAACGGCGCAGAUGAUGAUGCUGGAGGAAUCGUAGUACAGAUACUCGUCGUUGCUCGAGGCACUGGGCCGGAGAUCGAAACUUCCUCCGCUUUGAAAAAUUGGCGGGUAGCAGAUAUCUACAUUUUCGGCCUUGAGCUUGACGCCGAUUUUUGUUGGGUCAAAGACGAGUGUGUGACUUUCUUCUCCUCGUCGAUCACCUUCUCGACUUUCGGGACCACAAAGUUCUUCAUUGCCGAGGCAGUCAAGUAUGCGGCCUUCUUUAUGCAAGUGAUCUCGUUCUUAUCCUUCACGGCGAAAAGUUCGGACAACCCACUGGAUAUGUCGCUCAGCUUAAGACCCGAAUCUUUCAACUUAUCCGACCAUAGUUCGAGGAGUUUGCCCUCCGGAGCUUCUCGAGCUAUGUACCCGAUUGUUGGGGACUCGUGA